Molecule: messenger RNA, 813 nt
Organism: Staurois parvus
Lineage: Eukaryota; Metazoa; Chordata; Amphibia; Anura; Ranidae
Source: the annotation of a GenBank genome assembly
AUGGCGGAUGGAGGAAAUGAAGGAAACAGGCAACAUCCACACAGUCUCCAGGGACUGCUACAUAUGGCCAUUGAGGCUGGUACAGGAUCGGCCGCACCAGACCAAAUGGAACAGAUGUCUGAAGAGAGAAGGCGGUGGCUCCAGGAAGCCAUGCGCAGUGCCUUUGCAGGCCAGGUUGAUGAAGUGCAGCAAAUCAAAGAAUGCCUACAGGAACUGAACACAGAUACAAGUAAUGAAAAUGGAGAUGAUCGGAAGGAGAGGGCAUUGCAAUUGCUUGCAGACCUGUGUGAAAACCUUGAUAAUGCUUCUGCUCCUUUUUCCAUUCUGACAGAUUUCUGCAAGUUGGGUGGGAUGGAACUGCUGUUGAAUCGCUACUUGAGCUGCCCUGAAGCUGAGCUUCGCUGGAGAGCUGCUGACCUGGUUGGCAUCUGUAGCCAGAAUGUACCAUUUGUUCAGGAGUGUGCUCUAUGUCUUGGUGCUAUGAGCAAAUUGCUACAAUUACUGGAUCUUGACAGCAGUGAACAAGUCAGGAUAAAAUCCUUUUUUGCAAUUUCUUGCCUGGUUCGGGAGCAAGAAGCUGGGCUGGCUGAAUUUGUGAAGAUGGAUGGGUUUUCUGUUUUGAUGCGUGCCAUGCAGAGUGAUGUAGAGAAACUAAAAAUAAAAUCUGCUUUUUUGCUGCAGAAUCUGCUGUACAGCCAUCCAGAACAUAAAGGUACACUAUGUUCUAUGGGGAUGAUUCAGCAACUGGUAUCUUUGCUUCGCAGCGAGCAUAGCCCUUUCCAUGAACAUGUCCUCUCUGCCCUGUGCAGGUAA